Molecule: messenger RNA, 6583 nt
Organism: Pseudonaja textilis
Lineage: Eukaryota; Metazoa; Chordata; Lepidosauria; Squamata; Elapidae
Gene: HECA
Product: HECA ribonucleoprotein granule regulator
Source: RefSeq, a predicted model, not a curated record
AGCGAGACACGCCUUUCCCCUGGCUUGCAUUUCUUCCGCGGCGAGGCGUCUGUGGACGCGCGCCCGCGCAUGUGAGUGAGUGAGAGUGAGAGUGUGUGUGAGUGUGAGCGUGCGUGCAUGCGACAGGGCCGCGGUGCGUGAGCGAAGGACGAGUGUGCUGCUCCGCCUGACAAUGGAGCUGCAAUAGGCGGGGGUAGCAGCAGCAGCAGCAGCACCAGAGGCAGCAGCACUGCCACCAAGAGCCUCCGCCGCCUCCUCCUCAGCCUUCCCGCUGCGACCCGCUCCUCCUCCUCCUCCCUUGGCGAUGCCGAACCAGAAGAGUAACAAGGGCAAGAAGAACAAGCGCGCCAACAGCAGCGGGGACGAGCAGGAAAAUGGAGCCCUGGCCGCAACGGGAGCUGCGGGCGCCGGAGGAGUCCUGGCCGCCGUGGCUGCGGUCGGAGCAAGCGGGCCCGUGGCGGCUGCAGGAGGUGGAGGAGGAAGCUCCGGGGGAGCGACGGCGGCGACGGGCUCGGCUUCGAGCGACUCCAAAAACGAAGCACCUUGUGCUACACCACUGUUGUGUAGCUUUGGACGGCCUGUUGACCUAGAAAAAGAUGACUACCAGAAAGUUGUUUGCAACAAUGAGCAUUGUCCCUACAGCACUUGGAUGCAUCUUCAGUGUUUUUACGAAUGGGAGAGCAGCAUUUUGGCUCAAUUUAAUUGCAUCGGAAGAGCAAGGAGUUGGAACGAGAAACAGUGUCGGCAAAAUAUGUGGACCAAGAAAGGAUAUGAUCUUGCCUUCCGUUUUUGUUCAUGUCGAUGUGGGCAAGGCCAUUUAAAAAAAGACACGGAUUGGUACCAAGUAAAACGAAUGCAAGAUGAAAAGAAGAAAAAAUCAGGGUCCGAAAAAAGCAGUGGAAGAUCAACAUCUGAGUCUUCAGAAGAUCUUAAAAAGUGCCGGUCUGCUAACAAACCACAGAAAGGUUUAAACCAUGAUCUCCAACGACGGCAUUCAAUGGACAGGCAAAACUCUCAAGAGAAAGGCACUGCUGGUGGUAGCUAUGCAGUCCGUUCUCCCUGUGGUUCUCCUGGACAGUCCCCCCCUGCAGGUUAUUCUGUUCUGGCCCCCACCCAUUUCAGUGGCCCCCGCUCUUCACGAUACUUAGGAGAAUUUUUGAAGAAUGCCAUUCAUUUAGAACCUCAUAGAAAGAAUAUGGCCAAUAGUGGUUUGUUUAGAAAUGCUCACUUUGAUUAUGGGACAUCUGGGUUACAAGUACACAGAUCAGGACAUUUUGAUGCCCCAGUACAAUUUUUGAGAAGGCUUGAUUUAUCUGAACUCCUUGCUCACAUACCUAGACAUAAAUUGAACACUUUCCAUGUCCGCAUGGAGGAUGAUGCCCAAGUGGGUCAAGGAGAAGAUUUACGUAAAUUCAUUCUUGCAGCACUCAGUGCCAGUCAUCGAAAUGUUGUCAACUGUGCGUUAUGCCAUAGAGCAUUGCCUGUAUUUGAACAGUUUCCACUGGUGGAUGGAACCUUGUUUCUUAGCCCAUCAAGACAUGAUGAAAUUGAGUAUGAUGUUCCCUGUCACCUUCAAGGAAGGCUUAUGCACCUAUAUGCUGUUUGUGUAGACUGUUUAGAAGGAGUUCAUAAAAUUAUCUGCAUAAAGUGCAAGUCUCGGUGGGAUGGAAGCUGGCAUCAGCUGGGAACCAUGUAUACUUAUGACAUUCUAGCAGCCUCUCCUUGUUGUCAGGCUCGGCUGAACUGUAAACACUGUGGGAAACCUGUUAUAGAUGUACGUAUUGGGAUGCAGUAUUUCUCAGAAUACAGCAACGUUCAGCAGUGUCCACACUGUGGAAAUUUGGACUAUCAUUUUGUGAAGCCAUUUUCCUCAUUUAAAGUUCUGGAGGCUUAUUGACAAAAGCUUUGCCAUAGUAAUAGCUAUUUUAUGAGUAUUGUUCCAUUUAUUUUACAUAUCUUUUAUAAGAUCUGCUCUGUGAAGAGGAGGGGGGGCUUUUUUUCUAACUGAAAUGAAAGUACAGCAGCUUUGCGUGAUUGUGUACAUGUGUUCCUGUGUAGAUGUGUGUCAUUCAGACAGAGGUCCUCUUGCCAUGAUUUCAGUGAAGGCUGGAGAUGCAGCGCCAUCUUUUUUUUCUCUCUAUCAUAUUAUUCUAAUUCUUUUCCAGAUGUGUUGGGAUCACACUGCCUGGGUAUUCAAAAAAAGAUGUUCCAUCGCAUCUGGGAAGUUGUCUAUAUUUACCCAGGUUGGAGAGAAAAUUCCAUUCUAUUUGUUCCCUUUAUUAAAUGAAAACAGUGACUCCAAGAUAAGGAGAAGUUGUUGUAGGUUGGAGAGAUGAACAGCUUUUCGUAAACGUGUAGAAGAAAGUAAAUUCUAAGUCUGCCCAGAUGAAGGGUGAAAGUGGUUCCAUGCUAAGCAGCACUCCCAUUACUGUUGCCUUUUCCCAUGCACUCUAAUAUAUUUCAAGGCCUAAUAUAACAUAUGGAAGAGGGAGGGGAGGUGUGCCACAGGAUCACAAAUUGACAUAACCUUUCCGUUGCUUAAUGUUAAUCCACAGACUUCACGUUUGUAUGCAGAUCCUAUCUGUACUAGAUAAACUAAGAAAGGAUGCUUGGUUGUUGUACAGCCAGCUUUUCAAAGACAUUUUCCUUGUGUGUACCUCUGUUCAAUGAUUAUCUUUGUAUUUUGUUCCUUUGUUGAAUUUUCAUCAUUCCUGGGAGCAAAAUCAUGACUUGAUAAUAUUAGUAGUGCUGGUUAAUACAGUUUGAGACUCAGUUGAGGUAAACUUAACCAUUGACAAAUGAAUGUAAUACUAUGUCAGAAAAUGCACUGUUUAAAACUUUUAUUUUUGCAUAGUGUCUUCCUGGGAUAUAUAUUUGAUAAUCAUAGUUACUCUCACUGACAGAUCAUACUGUUUCCACUAACACUGUAAUUCAAACAGUCAGGGAAAUUUCUACAAAAAACCCCAACAAGCUAACAAGCUUGCAAUUUUAAUAAGUUGUUUUAUUUCAGCUUUUUUCAAGCAUUUUUAAAGUCACCUUAGAGUGUUCGGUAGUACUGCAAAACUCAUUAAAAAAUCUGUUAUCAAGAGAGGUAUCUGCAAUUUACGUUGCAGAUUUUUUUUCAUUGUGAUUAACCCUUGUCUCUUUAUACAGUUAUAGUAAACGAUGUUCAAACUAAAUGAAGGAUGAUAGAUUAGUGUGCCUUCCUGUGAAUUAAUUUUCAUAUAGGUUGAAAUAUUUAAUAAUUUCUUUACAGUAUUUCAAUAGUGUUCUUUAAAACUGAAUAGUGUUUAUAGAACAGUUUUUAUUAGUUGUUCACAUAUCAUCUGGAAACAUAUCUGCAGAAAUACUUCCAAGAUUAUGUGUGCAUAUAUGGGUUGUGUAUAAACAGACAAGGAAUCAAUUAAAAGACUUCAGCAUAUUUAAGGUUCAUACAAAGGGUUCUGGUUCAAAACAGCUGCUAAAGUAGUAGCUUACGCUAUCUUGUUGAAAAAAUAGACCUCAAUAUUUUGAACCUCCCUGUUUUGGAUACAUGUUAUCAUGUGAGGUGCUUUGUGCCCCAUGACUUGUGGAAUUCACUUUAUGUCUUUUGAAACCUAGCUUGAAUUAAGUUGUAUUAAAACAGGAUAAACCCACUUUUUAGUACCUAUUUUGAAAUGGCACUUUUACUUAAUUUUUAAAAACUUUUAAUUUAUGAUAAAUUAAAAGUGAAAUAAUUGAAAUGAUUCUUUUUUGUACUCCUCAGAGAUACAAAAACAAAACCUAAGAAAUUUAAGAACAAAAUAAUUAUUUUGUUGUUCUUUUAUCAGUAUUGUAAUUACUUUGUCUGUACAUGUGCAAAAUUUUUGUUAAAAGUGAAUGCUCAGUCUUUUGAAAUUUGAUAGUAUUAUUUGGUUUUUCAGCACAAAUUGUUCAACAUUAGAAACAAAUGAUCUACUUGAAAAUGGAAUGUUUUAUUGAACUAUAAUUAUAACAUUAUUUCCAAAGAUGAGCAGGUAAAUGUAAUUAAUGUAGAUCAGCACUAAGGAGCAAAUGAGCUGUCACAUCAGAAAUUUGUAAUAAGAUUUUUCAAUAUAAUUUUAUUUUAGGUUUUUAUGAAUAUUGCAUGUGAUAAUUUGGAGUCUAUUGCAAUGAUGUGAUGGGUCAGUGUGGGCAGUGGGCAGUAUAAACUUAUUUCCUUUUCCAGAGUUGUUGUGAAAUGUCGCAACAGUAACAUUCAGUUAUAAUUUGGAUGAUUGUUCUAGGCUACUUAGCUCAAAAUAGCUCUGGGGGAAGAAGUAAUUUAGAUGGGGGGAGGGAAGAUUAGCAGUUCUUCAACAUGAUGCAAGCUCCAUCAAGUAGCCCUGAAAAAAAAGAUGUACAGAGAAAUAAUUACAUUUUUUAAAGUGCAGUUUUCUCUGUUUUGUUUCAAUUGUUGGGUCUGUAACUUGCAGAUUUGGGAAUACUAGUUUCAGACCAACUGAAGAGUGUUAUUUGUGGGAUGAUUAUUCUAGUGUGUGUAAGCUCUGUGGAGUUUUGGUGGAUCUAAUCACUCCAAAUUUUGUACUGGAUAAUAAACAUUGUAUAGCAACAAUAAUCUAUUGAAAGGAAAAUGCUGCAUUGGGAUCAUGGCAGGCAUGAAUGAAAAGACACACAUGCUUCAAAAGUAUAAUAAAAUGGAUAUCCAAUAAUACGUGGUCUGAUGAACUAUGUUUUCUUUCAGCCCUGCAAGACUGUCAAACUGUUUGAAAUAUUUGGAUUCUAAUUUCCAAAAACAUUCAUUGUUAACAUUAUUGUACUUAUUCAAGACGGGGGAAUAGUAGUGAGGUAUUUUACUUUUCAAUUCAAUUGGAUUUUUCUAUUGAGGUUUUUCUGAUACUGUUUAUUUUCUAAUUUGCAUGCCGUGUACAAUUUAGCAUUUGAUUUGGAUUAUAAAUCAUGUUCCUCUUUCCCAUCACCAUGUAAAGAUUUGAACGUUGGCAGUUGUAUAUUUGUCACUGCCUGAGGCAUAGAGUUCCUUCCUAAUUGAUAUAUUUGAUUGACAUUAAAUUAUACAGGAAUGAUAGAGGCCGUGAACUCAUAUUUAUGUGCAUGCAUUACCCACAACCUGCAUACAUAGAACACAAUGUUAAAUAUGUCAGGCAUUACUCGGUAACAAGUUUCAUAGGGGCUACUACUCCUCCUCUCUACUUCACUCAGUGUGAAUUGCCCAGGAAACCUCAUAUCCAUAGCCGUCAAGUUUUUUUUAGCUUCAAAGGUAGUAUUCAUCAACUUGCUCAUUCAAAAUUUAAGGCGAGUACUAAAGCAGAGUAGCAGCAUAGUAAUCAAAAUCCAAAAUCACAGAUAUCAAGAAAAAUAUAAGGCAAAUAAAUACUAUGUUUGCAGUUUAGAAAAAGGAGGGAGGGAGAGAGGGAGUGUGGUUUCUUAUGCACGUUCCCCCUGCAGAUAUUUGGCAUCCUUCAGUAUUGAGGAAAAUUGCUCCUAGGGGGCUUCGUGUAUUCAUUGAAGCUGGCAGUAUGAAAAUUGAGUUCUAUGGGAUGUGUUGGUUAUAUUUUAGCAUCCGCUCAAAUUAUGUCUCCACAAAUGCUUGUUGUGGGUCUGGCCAUUUAAAAAGGGAAUUUGCAGAAUUGCAAUUAAUCUUAAAUAAUACAGGAUCAAGACAUUGAGAGAGUAGGAAAUAAAUUGGAUGAAUUGCACAAAAAAGGACACUUUCAUUAGCGAAAAUCAUUUCUGGGCUGUUUACAUGCUAAUAUGAAUCUUACAAAUAAAUGCAUUUCUUUUUUUAAUUAAAAAAAGCAUAUUAAAAAUUUCCUAAAACCAACCUGAUAUAAGAUUGAUAUCUAUAGUGUAUAAAUUACCUAUUGUGGGUUAGCAUCAUCAGUACCUCCCCAAAAUAACAGUUCUUGAUAUAUAUGAAUUUGAAUUAAUUUGACCUUCUUGAUGAUUGCAUAUAAUGCUAUAUCACAUAAAUUGGGGCUGACAAAUCCGUCGAAAGUAGAGCUUCACAGUGUACUAGACAGUAAACGGCAGCUUUCUUUGAAAUGUUAAAGCAGCUGCACAGCUGCAUCUUUUUUCUAAGUUUCCACAGUUGUUUUAUAAACUGCCACUUAUCAUCUCCAUGUGUAGAAUAGAAUAGAAUAGAAUUCUUUACUGGCCAAGCGUGAUUGGACACACAAGGAAGUUGUCUUGCUGCAUAUGCACUCAGCGUACAUAAAAGAAAAGAUACAAUAGUCAUAUAUAGCCAUUUCACUUUGCCAAGGUGUGCAACAAGAGAUAUAUCCUGUAAUGCAUCUGGCAGAAAUUUCUUUCCGCAGUCACCACCAUAAUGUCUGUAUUAUAUCUCUAAACUGUUUUUCUUCUUAAAUAUUGGAAGACCAUGUUAAAUUCUUUUGCUGUGUCCACAUCAUCUUUUCCAAACUUUAUAAAACUUUUUAUUCACCAUGGCAUUUGUAUUUGAUAACACGAUGCUAACAUUGUGGCAGAAAAUUGUUCCAAUAUGGGUAACCACACCUCCACAUACAAAUAACAAAAUGAAGAUAUUAAAUAUUAAUUCUGCAUUUUCCCGCCCUUUGUGAAGAGAAAGGAAAAUGUGUUCCUAAAAAAA